Messenger RNA from Symbiodinium natans, 1662 nucleotides. Lineage: Eukaryota; Dinophyceae; Suessiales; Symbiodiniaceae. The record is from the annotation of a GenBank genome assembly.
AUGGGCAGAAAGGUGCAUGCGAGGCUGAAGAAGGUCGGCAUGCAGCUGCACGAUGCACAGGACGAGGUGGCGAGGUUGGAGAAGGAGCUCCGGUCGACGCAUGACCAGAUGCACAACACGGAGACCUCGGACAACAUGCUGACAAUGGAGCUUCAAAAGCUUGGCCAGCAGCUUCAAGACGCUCAGGCGGAAGUCGCCAGGCUGGAGAAAGAGUGCGAGCAGCUGCGCACGCAGUAUGCGCUUUUGGAGGCCGACCACUCCGACCUCACGCUUCGCGCUGAGGAGGCAGUAGCCCAGCAAGCGGCUUUGUCUGCAGAACAUCAGCGAGUUCUGGGAGAGGCACAGCGCCUUCAAGAACUGCCGCCUCCACAGCAGGAGAGCCUGCGGCCGAAGCAGCUUGAAGCGGAGAUUGCGCGCCUGCAGGCAGAGCGUGACGAACUGGCAAAACAGGCGAAGACACAGGCUGAGUACCAUCAGACGAGGCAAGAGGAUCUCCGGGCCGAUGCCGACCGCUUGCGCGAUGAGAACUUUGCGCGCGCCGACGAAUGGAAGGUCCUCGUGGCAGAGCUUGCGGAUCUCCGAGCCAGCCGGACUGCCAUGGAGUCCAAGUGUGACGGCUUGACAGCCCAGGUGAAGACGCUCGAUGAAGAAGGCCAGAAGCAGCAAAGGCUCGCCGACAACUUUCGGAAGGAGUCUGAGAUGCUGAAAGGCGACAUACAGAGGCUGCAGAAGUCCGUGCUUGAUGCAGCAACUGAACAACAGGCGGCUGCAGAGCAGGCAGAACAGCUGCGAGCAGACGCAGCGGAACUGGAAGCAGCCAGGCGUGCUUCGCAGCGCGAAUCGGCUGAGCUGCGGCGUCAGGCCGAGCAGUGGGCUACCGAGCGCGGGCAGCUGGAGGCGGAGGCUGUGCGCCUUCAAGCAGCCAGGGAGGCUUUAGAAGACGACAACAGGACCCUGAUGCAAAGGGUCGAAGCUAUGGCGCCGAAGCCCGAAAGCGAGGAGGCCUACCAAGCCGCAAUGCAUGAAGCGGAGCAGUGGGUCCUGUACCAUGCUGGGAUGCCCCUGGAGGGCCCCAGCCUUCCCUACCUGAAGGGUGUCAUCAUCUCCUUCCCCGAGUUCUUCUCGCACAUGAUCCCGAUUGCAUUGGCCAGCGCGCCGAAGCAAUUGCGGUCUGCAGCGGCCGCCGUCGAAAGCGGGGAGCUGGCAAGAGCCACCCUGCAGUGCUUCAGGCUGUGUGACGCGCAUCGACGCGGCAUGCUGGGCUGGGAAGACGAAGAGGUGAGCGACCUGGUGGAUGCUGUCUUCCAGCGCAAGGGUCUUCAAUCACCGCCGCAGGACGCGCAGCGGCGCAUGUUUGCCAAGUUUGCCGAGGACCUGGCGGGCAACCUUUGUGCGCAGGACUGUCUGUGCAUGGUGGACGCACUCUUCCGGGCUUUACUGCUGUGCCCUGCAGCCGUAUCCGUCAGCACCUCAGACGUGGUGCCAGAGGGCCCUUGCCUUGCACCAAAGAGUCCCACUCUGCAGGAUAGCGUCGAGGCACGGCAGCUUCGCGAAUCCGUUGCGCAAGCGCGGCUGCAGCGUCGCCUUGAGGAGGCCGAACGUUCAGCGGAAGCUGCCGUGAGCGCUGCCAAAGGUGCAGCCGUCAUUGGUCCUCCAGUAUAC